Saimiri boliviensis boliviensis (Bolivian squirrel monkey) is the source of this 2696-nucleotide messenger RNA. It is a transcript of the gene TYW5, whose product is annotated as tRNA-yW synthesizing protein 5. Gene Ontology annotation, biological process: wybutosine biosynthetic process. Lineage: Eukaryota; Metazoa; Chordata; Mammalia; Primates; Cebidae. The record is from RefSeq and is a predicted model, not a curated record. Gene Ontology annotation, molecular function: tRNA binding.
GUUUCCGGGCGGAUGGCGCUGAGGAGCCCUUUAGAACCGAAGUUCCGAGGACUGAAAGAGGGCAGGCGUGAGCAACCAUGGCUGGGCAGCACCUCCCGGUACCCCGGCUGGAGGGCGUUUCUCGGGAGCACUUCAUGAAGCACCUCUACCCACAGAGAAAACCUCUUGUUUUGGAAGGAAUUGAUUUGGGGCCAUGUACAAGCAAAUGGACGGCAGAUUACCUAAGCCAAGUUGGAGGGAAGAGAAAAGUAAAGAUUCAUGUUGCUGCAGUUGCACAGAUGGACUUCAUUAGUAAGAACUUUGUAUAUAGAACUUUACCUUUUGACCAGUUGGUCCAGAGGGCAGCUGAAGAGAAGCACAAAGAAUUCUUUAUUUCAGAGGAUGAGAAAUACUACUUACGGUCACUUGGAGAAGAUCCUAGAAAGGAUGUUGCAGAUAUCAGAAAGCAGUUUCCUUUGUUGGAAGGAGAUAUUAAGUUUCCAGAAUUCUUCAAAGAGGAACAAUUCUUUUCCAGUGUUUUUCGAAUUAGUUCACCAGGAUUACAACUUUGGACUCAUUAUGAUGUAAUGGAUAAUUUCUUAAUACAAGUGACAGGAAAAAAGCGUGUUGUACUCUUCAGUCCUCGAGAUGCCCAGUAUUUAUAUUUAAAAGGUACUAAAUCAGAAGUUCUGAAUAUAGAUAACCCAGACUUGGCUAAAUAUCCACUUUUUUCCAAGGCUAGAAGAUAUGAAUGUUCCCUUGAAGCUGGUGAUGUAUUAUUCAUUCCUGCUUUAUGGUUCCAUAAUGUAAUUUCUGAAGAGUUUGGAGUGGGAGUGAACAUCUUUUGGAAGCACCUUCCAUCUGAAUGCUAUGAUAAAACAGAUACCUAUGGCAACAAAGAUCCUACAGCAGCAUCAAGAGCUGCACAAAUUUUGGACAGAGCCUUGAAAACACUGGCCGAAUUACCAGAGGAAUAUAGGGACUUCUAUGCACGACGAAUGGUCGUACACAUUCAAGACAAAGCCUACAGUAAGAACUCUGAGUAAAGAAUUAAGUGAAUGCAAUGCACAUAAACAGUUUAAUAACAUUUAGGUCAAAUACUUUAAAGGUAUAAUGAUAUAAAUUAAUCUUUAAAUAUUUUGUUAAAAUAGGAAAGAUAAAUCAGAUUUACAGAUUAUAUAAGUAAGAAGGGGUGUUUGUGUGGAUUCUACUUGAUGCAGAUUAUUAUAAUUAAAGAAUGCUGUGCUGGGACCACUCUUUAACAUUCAGAUGCUGACCACUAAAUGUCCAACUGAAAAUGACUUAAAUAAUAAGAAAAUAUAUUGAAUCACAAUACAUGAAAUUUAUAGAUAGAAUGGGCUGCAGUGUUUCUGAUCCAGUGAUUCGGUAAUAUCAUCAAGAACCUUGGGAGACCGCCUCUGCACCCCACCCCCUUUUCACCCACAGCAUUGGCAUCCUCCUAAGUCUGGCUACCCUCGUGGUCAUGGGAUGAUUGCCAGUAGCAGUUGGAGCCUUCUGCAUCUUCAUUUACAUGCAGCGGAAGAGUCAGGCUGGAUUCUAGGGGCCUCGUCCUAAGAUGAGAAAGCUUUCCCAGAAUUCACUUUCCAUAUCCUAAGGUCUCAUUGCUCUAAAAUAACUUAGUCCUGUCUAUCCCUGAGCCAGUCACUGGCAAAGGGUCUGGAAUAACACUUAGGGCAGUAAGGUCUGCUGGAGUUGAGAGUAGAAGUGUAGGCCUCAUGAGGGGUAUAUGGGGACAGAAUGGAUACGUUUUUAAAAUCAUGGUUCUGAUAGGAAAACCAUGAGUAACUAAUAGUAUCUGUUACAUUUGCCUAGAAGCAGAAUUUUAUGAGGAACUUUUUCUGUACAGAUACCUAGGUCCCAACUUUAUAGACUGAUUGAGAAUGUUUGGGAUUUCGUAUAGGAACUUAAUGAACCUCACAGGGUGUUUUCACACAUAAUCAACUGAGAUCAACUGGACUUGAUAGUGACUUGUAUUAUUAGUUUGUAAUUAGUCCAAAACAAAUGUUUAAUCUGAUCCUGACGUUUUUUGCCACCCAGUUUGUCAGGUCUGUCCUUUUUUUAAAAAAAAAUUUUGAAUGUUAGGAAACAUUUACUUAAAGAAUGAAUAAAUGAGAUCUUAAUAGUGUUGUCAUAGAAGACAGUGAGCCAUUGUGUAUGGAUCUCUGCUAUUCUUUGUUCUGUACCUAGUAAUUAUAUUGCAGUGUCAUUGAAAAGCAGAUCAUCUUUGCUGAACAUAAAUGUGCCCAUCUAAAGCAAUCUCUUAGUACCUCAAUUUGGUGCAUUUUAAUUAGAGAAAAUAAUUUUCUCUAUUGAAGAGAAUCCAUCCAUUCAUGCCCUAUAAAUUAUAGUAAAUAAGAAAGGAAAAGCAUAUAAAACAUUCUGAGUUUUCUAAGUGUCUUUGGAAACAGAUAAGUUACUCAGGUCAACAAAGCUGAAAAAAGUCUUGUCAGAAAAGGAAUGUUUAUAUUAGCCACAUUUAAUUAUCAGAUUUUGAUCUUUGUUACCUUAGGCUAAGCAAAGAACUUCUUUAGUGAUUCCUUGUCCUUCAGUAGGGAAAACACAAAACUCCUCUUAGUGUACACAGUAUUUAUGGUCAGUUUUUCAUCAUUUUUUUUUUCUUAGCAAUUGAACUGAUAGAAAGUAUAAAUCUAGAGUCAUGUAGAAAACUUGGAAGUAACAGAUUACAGUUGUGCACU